GUAUUGCUAUUUAAGUACAAGUGAGCUGUUUGUACUUUAUAAAGUAUUUAAUGUCGCUUUUCCAUUCAAUGAUUUUCUACUACGUGAAGGAUAUUCGGGGCCAAAAUGCCUUUCCUUAUCAAUCGCUUGAUAUUAUUGAACGUCCUCCUCCUCGGACAGACCACACACGCUCAAAUAAUAUCAAACUACACCCCGCAAGAAAUCCCCAUCAACAGCGGCCGCCCCACCUUCUAUGACCCCUCGCUCUCCAUCCCAGGAAAGAUCGCCCUGGAAGAACAUGUCGGCAACUCUCUCUUCAGCGGAACCUUCACCACGCCCUUCGUGAACUUCACCAAUGAAGUAAACUUCGACAUCCCUAUCUACGCCAAUGAUGUUAUGCCGCGAUUAACCAACAUCGAUUCACGCGUCGCGGCUAUGGACGCGGCGAACGUGUCGAUUUCCGUGUUGAUGUUUGGCGCCCCGGGGAUUCAGGGCGUUUUUAAUAGUACAUUCGCGACGAUUGCGGCGACGUACGUGAACAACGAGGUGGCGAGGAUUUAUAAGAACGGAAAUUAUUCCGGGAGGUUCGAGUUCUGGUGUAGUAAUGCGUUGCAGGAGCCUGUGUCUGCAGCGGCGGAGUUGGAGAGGUGUGUGAAGACUUUGGGAGGCGUAGGCUCGUUCGUGGGAGGGUAUACAAAUAAUAGGUCAGCGGAUAAUGUUGUGUAUCUCGAUGAUCCGUCUAUGGCGCCCUUUUUGGAGAAGGUGGUUGAGCUGGAUGUCCCGAUUUAUUUGCAUCCUAGAACGCCGCCCCCGGGUCAACAGAGGGUGUAUGAGGGGUAUAACUUUCUGUCUGGAUCGCCUUGGGGAUUUAGUUCCGAGACGAGCGCUCAUGUGCUGAGACUCCUGGUAGGUGGUGUUUUCGAUACAUAUCCAACAUUGAAGAUCAUCCUGGGACACUGUGGAGAAGGAAUUCCAUUCUUCUUGCCGAGAAUCGAGCAGAGGAUGCGCCAUUUCACACCAUAUUGGCCCGCAAAGAAACCGCUUGCAGAGUAUUGGGAGAAGAACUUCUGGGUGACGACAAGUGGUGUGCAAGAUUCGGGGACAUUGGUGGAUACGUGGCGAAGUCUGGGAGAGGAUAGGGUUAUGUUUUCGGUGGACUAUCCGUUCGAAGAUAUGGUUGAGAUCGGAGGAUGGUUUGAUCGGCUGGAACUCAGUCAAAGGACGAAAGAGAAGUUCGGAUUCCAGAAUGCGAGGACUUUGUUGAAACUGGGGGCAUGAUAUCGGUUUCUGCUUGAGCCUGGAUUACUGAAGAGCUUGUGUAUACU
This is a messenger RNA of Mollisia scopiformis, 1304 nucleotides long. RefSeq lists its product as uncharacterized. Gene Ontology annotation, cellular component: cytoplasm; cytosol. NCBI's taxonomy places the organism in Eukaryota, Fungi, Ascomycota, Leotiomycetes, Helotiales, Mollisiaceae. The transcript has a single exon. Gene Ontology annotation, biological process: secondary metabolic process. The record is from RefSeq and is a predicted model, not a curated record. The coding region runs from base 106 to 1257 and encodes 383 amino acids. Gene Ontology annotation, molecular function: hydrolase activity; carboxy-lyase activity.